Jatropha curcas is the source of this 846-nucleotide messenger RNA. RefSeq lists its product as uncharacterized. Lineage: Eukaryota; Viridiplantae; Streptophyta; Magnoliopsida; Malpighiales; Euphorbiaceae. The record is from RefSeq and is a predicted model, not a curated record.
CACUUGCCUCUAAAACAGUCAAACAAGCAGAGAGAGAGAGAGAGAGAGAGCAAAUCACAAAUUCAAACUCGAAAAUGAAUAAGAAAGCAAGUCGCAAAUCGCCAAUUCCAAUGCCAUCCGCGUCUUCGCCUCCAACUCCGAAAUCAACCAUUCUCAGGAAGAAGAAACCUAAUCUUGCAGAUUCUCCAAAAACCAUAGCCUCCAUCUCUGAUCUAAAGGACAUGUCCUCUUCACGCCUCCACCAUGUCAAGUCCAAUCUCAUUGAUCACUCUCAUUCUGAGAUUCUCAAAGACCUCGAAGCCUUUCACUCUCGCCUCCAUAAACGCUUCAAGAUCCAGUCCCAAACAUGCCAGCAGGUGAUGGAUGAAGCAGAGAACGAUUUUAAGGAGAUGUCUGAACAGAUUAAUGAAAGUUGUGAGGCAAUGAAGGAAUCAUAUGAAGAGCUUUUGGCAGAUGCACGAGCCACUUCAUCCCGUUUGUGCAAAACUACCAUUCCUGAACUUGCAAGAUCAUGUGACAAAGCAAUCGGCAACCUCCAAAGCCGUUUUGGGAUUCCAUCUACUUAGCCAUUCAACAAGAAAUUUUCUUGAUCUCUGCUCCAACUUCUAAACACUAGCUGGUGAAGUAUAUUCUCUCUUUAAGUAAUGGAGUACUGAGACUUAUAAAAAGGUGACUCAUGAAUGCCUUUUAAGCAGUGUAAAUUGAUGAUUACAUUUUUGUUAUUAGUACCAUGGUAAUGGCAAUGGCAUAGACCAAUUCUGAUGCUCCAUUUCUUUCUCCUGGUUCUAUCCUAUUUGUAAAGCCAAAUUGUACAGUAAUUCAAAUUAAUUCGUUCUAUUUUGUCAA